This is a messenger RNA of Pipra filicauda (Wire-tailed manakin), 1794 nucleotides long. RefSeq names its product shieldin complex subunit 1 (gene SHLD1). NCBI's taxonomy places the organism in Eukaryota, Metazoa, Chordata, Aves, Passeriformes, Pipridae. The transcript has 6 exons. The coding region runs from base 638 to 1321 and encodes 227 amino acids. Gene Ontology annotation, biological process: regulation of double-strand break repair via nonhomologous end joining. The record is from RefSeq and is a predicted model, not a curated record.
GCCGCUGCCGCCUCACCAUAGCCCCUCCCCUUUGAAUGCAGAGUAACAAAGCCCAGUUAACCGCGCUUUGAGGAAAACCUGACUGGAAACACCUCGGCAUCCAGCCGCCCCCCUUCCCACACCGCAGCGCCGGGGGGGCGGACCCGCCGCCUGCGCAGACGCUCCCGCGGGUCCGGGAGGUGCCGCAUCUGCCGCUGCCGCCCGGGGCCGUGUCCGCGCCCGGGAAAAGGGGAGAGAAAGGACACCGGGAGGAAGAGAACCCCCUCACCUGCAUCCGCCCAAACCAGCUGAGCGGGGCAGUGGGAAGAUGGGAUUGACAAACCAUGAAGGAAUAAUGAGGGAAUCCUGAAGCAGUAACAGUGUUUGCUCCUGGACUCUGCCCAAGGGGACUGUUUGCAUAUCAGUGCUCUUAACCAGAUUGUUUGUGUUUUGGGACUUGAAGAGCAAGGGAGGAGAAGCUUCCUUCUGCAAUGACUGAUCUAGGGAAGAGGGUUGUGUACUUUGUUUUGGUUUUAACCUUCCACUCCCUUUUCCUUGGAAACUUCCUGUGAAUACAUGGACCUUGUCCCUCCAAGGCAAGGCAGCUGCUCUUCUCUGGUAUUACAGCCAACAUUGCCAAUCUCUUCAUCAUGGGACCAUGGAAGGAACAGAGAUGUCACCAAGUGUUAACUCAGAGGAGAGCAGUGUGUUGGACCUUCCGUCUGUUUGUGACCUGGCAGAGCUCUUUGUGCCUCCACGCAGCACUGAAAACACUGAGGAACUUUAUCGUUCUGUGGAUGCUUUUCCCUCUCUGCCCACAGGAGAGAGCAAUCUAUCAUCUGCAGUUCCUGCAGGCUUUUCUGCUGAAGGCUCUGAGAAAGCAAACGUGAGAUGUUAUCCAAAAGCAGGGCUGUGUGAGCCCAUGGAACCUGAUGGUGCCGCGCUCUCGUGGAUGUACGAACGUGACAGUGCUGAAGACCCCAGCAUCAGGAAAUCUCUUGAUGACUUCUACAAGAUGUAUUGCAAAAAACAGCCAGGGAGAAUGGAUCCAACUUACGAGGCUGCAUCACGGUGUCUGUCACGGAAGAUUUCGGAGCUGGCAAACCGGGAUGGAAGUAAAUAUGCAUCACGUUGCCUGCAAAUGGCACAGUUGGUCUUGAACAGAGACGGGUGCAAGAUCUUUCCAAACCACCCCCCUUCUGCCUGUUUUUCGAAGCCAGCUGAAGGAGAAGUCUUGUUGGAAGACAGAAAGAGAACACCUGGGCUCUCAGAUGACAUCCUCCAAUUCCUCUUGAAACAAACACAGGCAGAACAUAGCCCUGAUGUGUCACACGAGAAGUGAGCAAGACAGUGGUUUGUUUCUGUCAUUGGAGCUUUGCUUUCACUCUAAAAAGAGGUGACUUCCUUAGAAAGACACUCUUCUCCUGGCAUCACCUUCAACACCAGACACUCCAUGGAGGGAUUCACCUGGAUCAGACUUUGCCACCUUGUUCUCUGCGGGGCAGCACUGCACAAGGAGCACUUGUGGUCCCCAUGUAACUGCUUGGGACGUGUCACUAAUUGGGAUGGGUGAUGCAGUGUUUGUUGCUGGGACAUCAAACAUGAUAAUUUAAAUCUGCCAGGCUUUUAAACUGACCUGCAUUUCUACCCCAGCUGAGUCGUGGCCCUGCCCAAAUUCAGCCUCUGUGUAGGCAUGGAUGUCCAAGUGCUGUUGAUUAGAACAGACUGUUUGAAUGAACUUGGCAUGGUAUGCCCCAGACCUAGAGAGAGAAGCUUAACAUUUUAUUCUGUUCCUGGCUGAUACUGUAACAUGUA